Seriola aureovittata is the source of this 3844-nucleotide messenger RNA. RefSeq names its product nucleolus and neural progenitor protein (gene rmp64). Gene Ontology annotation, biological process: positive regulation of Notch signaling pathway. The record is from RefSeq and is a predicted model, not a curated record. The transcript is spliced from 9 exons. Gene Ontology annotation, cellular component: nucleus. Bases 712 to 2157 code for a protein of 481 amino acids. Lineage: Eukaryota; Metazoa; Chordata; Actinopteri; Carangiformes; Carangidae.
AUAAUAAAACUUGACUUGACAGAACAAGUUACUGUAAGGUAAAAGUUACAAGAAAUAAGCACAGACGUAGCAUAUCAAAACAGCAGUAGAAAUAACCGAAAAUAGUGCAGUAACCAGAUUUAUAAGAUGUAACAAACAGUUGGCAUAUUAACAUGUCAAAUAGCUUGUAAUGGGAAAGUAAUGUAUUAUGAAUAUUUGUGUUGUAUUCUUCUUUUUAUUUUCCUUUAAAAAAAAUCUAGUACUGGAUAAAUAACAACAUUCAAUGGUAAUGCUGUAGUGUUGAUGUGCACAGGGGUACUGCAGGUAGCCAAUCAUUGGUGCAUAAUAUAAUUUUAUUUAUAGAAUAGGCUAAUAUUUAUUUAAAAAAAUAAAAACAUUCUAUAUUCUAUCACCAGAACUGAACUGUAAACAUUUAGCAGAUCCCGUUCAAAGUAACGGCUUUCCGUUAAUUUAGUAAGGAUGUCAUUUGCAUUUUUGUUUUCUUGCAGCUUAUAGGUGCUUUAGUUACCAUGGCAACUGAACUUGGGGUGAACCAUGGGUGAACUCAAGCUAUCUGCUAUUUGCUAGUAGCCCUAGCCGUGGUUAGCUCGCUACUGUGAGACAAGUAAUUAACAACAUGUGCGCUGUUCCUUUAACGAACUGUGACGGUCUGUGUGAUUGAAUACAAUUGGCUCGCUCACUUCCGCAUGUUUUUUGGGUUUGUAGAGCAGCAUGGCAGGACAACCAUGGAACAGGGUAAACAUACCCUUUCCUGGUGCUGUUUCCAGUGUCCGUAUGAAUUUCAACUCAACAACAGAUGCUAACAUUAAAACCCUGUUGGUGGAAAACGAGAAGGUCCUUAAACUAAUCCGCAGUGAGAUUCUUCAAACGGAGAUACGGCUUCUCUACGAGCUGCUGUACAUCCUAAAUAACAGCUUCAGAGGAAACAAGACGUUCAAGGGUUUAAAACAGGUUGAACAAUGUGUAAACAGGCUGAAGAACAUGAAGCUGGAUGUGUCUCUCCAGGAGCUGACUGAUCUGUGUCCCAACAGGAUUCAAAGAGGACUCAGCAUCAAGGCUGGUGAAUGUGAUGUUCCUAGUCAACCCAUGCUGGAGUGGCUGUGUCUCAAAGUGCUGGGAGCCGCCCAGCUGAUGAGCUGCACAUUGAAUCGCUGCAGCAGAGCUUUCAUAAUCUCAAGGCAGCAGAUGAAAUGGGAGGAGUUUGUAAUCUUGAAUGUGGUGAUUACUAGCAUGCUCAGUCGUCUGUGGGUGAUGUUCCGUGGUAUCCUGGUCAGCCUGUCCACUCUGUACCAGCAGCUCCUGGUGUUCCUCAGAGAAGUAGCCCACACCCAGCCCAUGCCUUUUCUCACAGACUUCUCCCUGCCAGCAGACAUGGCUCAGUUCCUGUGUCCCUCUGAUGCAUUUUUACUGAUCAAACAACCAAAGCAUGAUUCCAGUACCAAAGAUGACAAGGAAAAGCAGCAGAAUAAAAAGAAAUCCUCCAAGAGCCAGGGACAGACAGGGAAGGUUAAAGAAGACCUGGGCAUUGCUGUUGAAAGAGGUACAAAUCAUGACACUGACUUGAAGCCUUUUCUCAAGGUUGUUAGGAACUUAACAGAGGACAAAUACUUCUUACGGGGAACUUACAAGGCUGACAAGAGACAAAAAUUCAAGAAACAAGUGAGAGAAGCCACUACUUUCACAGACAUGGCAGCCCAUCUAGAAGAAAUGAUCCUAUGGUGCAGAUCCCAGAGGAUGGAAAAGGAAAGACGCCUUUUAACCUUCCUGCGUUUGAAGUGCCACAAGAUGACAUGUCUAGAGGCUACAGGUUACAAUAUGCAGAGGAAGUUGCAGAGCUUCAGACAGGAAGCUUGCUGGGCUGCAUCUCCUCAAGGGCCAGCACCAAGAACCUGCCGUUCCUCUGCCGCAGUGAGGAGAAAGAAUCGCCUCAGAACGCGUUGUCAAUCACUCAGGAGUCAAUUCAAGUCUUCCACAGUCAAAACUGGUGUGAAAAAUAAACACCUUAAGAGACGACGAAGGAGGAGGUGUGAGUUAUCCAUGUCUGGACUGUCAGAGACUGGUCAAAGAAGCAGGACUACAUAUGAGGAAACACCUCAGACCACCAACUGUGAUAGCCAUGAUGACAUUGAUGAUAUUUUUGCCUCUGGAGGUUUGUGACACUUGGCCAUGAGCACAUCAGAAGAAACAAAUUAGUGUGCCACUGAGCUCAGUACACAGUGUGACUCAUUCUUCUGUUUUCAAAAGAAUAAUAAAUGGAACUAGAUGUGUUGGGAGAGCUGAUGGUUGGUUUAAAGGUGGGUCUGAUGCAGCAUCACAACAGCAUCACUAUAGGUAAGCAAAGCAGCUUUUUGCUGGUGUUAUUUAUUAAAGUUUAAGGUGAUGAGAUUUAACAACUCCCAUUGUCUUGAUACCAGAAUGGGGAAUUUUGCACCAGCUGUGUGAUAAAACUUUUUAGCGAUAUUUUUGACCCUGUUACUGUGAAUUGGAAUUUCCAAGGGAUCAAGUCAACUCUUGUUAAGAUGUUCUAUUUUGAAUAGCAGGAUAUUUAAGCAUUUUAAAAGGUGAAACUUUAAAGAAAAUGUCUGCUGUUGGCGAUGGCCAUUUUGGCUUUUCAUAGGGUACCUAAUAGCCCCUUUCACACAUUCACUCUCUCUUGGAUACAGUGUACACUAGGUUAAAUGCAUGCAUUUGAGAUGUUAAAUGCUCCUCUUGUUCUGCCCUUUUUAAGGCAGCACUAUAAUAGCAUACAAUGUUUAAUGCACAAAGAAAUAAAAUCAGUAUAAUGAACCAUGAAAUACUGCAAGUGGAGGAAGGUACAUAAAGCCAAAUUCCAUGUCUGAUUGGGGCUUUUGAGAUGACCUGACAUCAACUGAGCAGUUUGUCAAGUCUCUAGUGGUAUAUCUGGCACCACCUAGUGGUGAUAAUAAGUAUUGCUCUCAAUGGUUAUUCCUGGACUGUUAAUAGCUCCAAUACAAUAUUACAUGACUCCCUCAACCUUGUUAAUUGUAAUGCCCUUGGCAGGGGCAAUGCGAGAAAGCAGAGGUGCCAGUUUUCUUGUCUAGAAUUGAAUUUGUGCCCAUAGAGACUGAGUGCUGAUGUGAACAGAGAAUGCACUGGCAGUGUAUUAGUGGGCAGUGUGGCGUCAGCUCUAGGCCUUUGAAACUUAAGAGCUGUGCAGACAAAAGUGCCACCAAAUUGAAACAUGCCGGUGUCUGGCACUCUGUAGCAACCAUGACUGCUAUAGAGUGAAGGAGUGAAGGAUGUGUACCAGAUUAGGAGCUGAGUUUUUUUGCAGACUGUAUUUCUGCUGCCCACCAUCUUAUCAUCCUUUGCCAAAGGCAGCACAGCCCUCCCAUCUGCACAAGUACAACAGUGCACUGUUUUUUUUUUACCACUCACUGAGCCUGACUGUGUUGAGUUAUGGUCUCAUAUCAGCCCGCCAGCUUCAUUUGUGCAUAUGAGCCUGCAGAUACCUGAUUGCUGUGCUUUUUAGGUUUCAUCUAAACCAGUUGGUCAAGGUCAACUUUUGCACUCCCCUGCAGUGAAGGAAUGGAGCAGAGCUAAAGCAUUUAAGUCUAUAUUCUGCAUACAUGAGCACACAGGAAAUCAGACCAAUUUUUUUCUCUGCUGGAAGUCAGAGUGGCUAUGCCAAACACAAUCAGUAUCCAAAUUUUUACACUUGAUGGGAGGUACAAUGUGAUGGACACAGAGGAGGUCAGCAAACCUCAUGGACAUCUUUUCCUUAGUAGGAAUGAAAGGAGCAGCGUAUAGAUUAAUCUACAAAAUGAUAUGUGCCCUGUUGAAAAUAUACUUUGUAAAUUAAAAACUGAAGAUGAAAAACAAG